AUGGGGGAAAGUGCUGCAGGAAUAGUGCAGCCCCCAAAGCAGGACGCCCAACGGCAUAGCAAGCCAUUCAGGCCUGAAGAAAGGGAAGAAGGAACAGACCACAACACUACCAGCAAGGACUCACCCAAAUGUAGAGUCUUGAGACAGUCAGACAGUAAGGAUCAAAGCCCAACAGCAGAAAUUAACCUGGAUAAAGGCAUCAACAACACCCUUGAUCCCAAGACAGGCUUGAAGUUGUUCGUCGGAGAGAUGUGGAAACUCUUUGUAGAUGGGGCAUCCAAUAGGCACGAGUAUGAGGCAUUGCUAGUAGGUUUGAAAUCGAAACUUCGCAUGAAGGUCACCAAGCUAAUGGUGUACAGUGACUCCCAGCUGGUAGUCAAUCAGAUUUUAAUUGACUACAAGGCAAAGGAUGAUAGGAUGGCUAAAUACCAAGACUCGAUCAAAAAAGGAGAUCAUGAAGUUUGA
This is a messenger RNA of Camellia sinensis, 465 nucleotides long. The record is from RefSeq and is a predicted model, not a curated record. Lineage: Eukaryota; Viridiplantae; Streptophyta; Magnoliopsida; Ericales; Theaceae.